Molecule: messenger RNA, 3902 nt
Organism: Cinara cedri
Lineage: Eukaryota; Metazoa; Arthropoda; Insecta; Hemiptera; Aphididae
Source: the annotation of a GenBank genome assembly
AUGCGACGUUUUGUCGUCGAGGAUUCGGGCGUUCCGUGUGGUCGGCUGGACUCUGGAGCUUUAUUAUUUCCAUUUCGUUUGCCGAAGAAUCGUUAGUGGCACCGGAUGACGUUCUGUUCUGUAGUACAACUCGCUAGUACGAGUACCGUAAUAUCCUUACGAUUGGCGAGCGUCGAGCGUAUAAAUGUGUUACACGGAGCUCUCAUACGGCUCCCGUAUUAUAGGUUCAGGCUUUUUUUUUUUCCCUCCACGGUCGAGACGGCAGAGUUAUUAUUGUUUUCGUACUGAACAAUAGAAAAAGUCGGAAGAAAAAAUUAGGUUUGUAAAUUGCCGUCAUCGAACGGACGGACGAAUCAACGACCUCCUCAUACAAUAGCUGACGAACGGUGGCAUUGGGCCGUGACGUCAGCAGCUCCUGCGGCGGCGGUAGCGAAGCGCGGCGCGACGGCGGCUGCGGAGACCGUAAAAUCGUUAGGUGGGGGACCGCCGACCGACCGACACGCGCACUUCCUCCCAUUUCCCAACCCAUUCCACCACCCGUCGACGGGCUAACCACCACGUCCGCCGUCGCGCCGCCGCCGCUUCGCAGCCCGUAGCAGCAGCAGCGCGCAGUCACAAUUCGCUUUAGUCGUUCGGUGAUGUGGUUGUUUGAAACCGCGGCCUGUUAACGGGAAAUUCGUCCGUAUUGGUAUGUGUACAGUUGUUGGAAGUUUUUCCGUUGAUUUAACGACGUCUACUUCCAUGGUCAUUCAUCGAGCACUGCAGGUAAGCGCGCAAUGCCGUCGUGUUUAUUGAGGUUUUUCCCCCCCGUGUACCUACCCACGUAUAUAACGCUCGGUUACCGACCUUUUGCCGAAAUGAAAUCGGCCGUCAGUCGUACGUACUUACAUACGUGCACUUUCGGUUUUUUUUUUUUUUUUAUUUGCGAGGCACGUUCCGGAUUCGACGGAACUACGGAAGCGGUAUAAGUACGAUAUUCGCGAACGUGACUGAAUUCGCGUAGGUACUCGCGAUUCGCGAGGUGCCGUCGGCGACGUUGUCGUCGUUUUAUUAUUAUUAUUAUUUUUUUUUUUUUUUCCCCCGACGCGCGCGUCACGAUAUUGCUCAAUGCCAUAAUGGCGUUUGGCCAUAAAUAGAGGGACGGGCUCGACCGUCGAGAGGCGAGUAAUGUCGAACCAUCGGUUUGACAGGAGGAGAGGAAGGGCCCGAGAUGGCCCGUCGCGGCGUACCGUUGACCACGACCUCAGUCUUGGUGACGAGAGCCGCCAGCGCUGCGUUGUAUUAGAAUAAUUGUCGCAUCGUUUGAUUGCCCAUUUCCAUAGGGUCCGUCUGGCGCGGUGCGUGCAUCACCGUCUAUUCAACACGCGCCGUUAUUCCGUAUACCGUGACUUCUGGCAAGUAUAAUACCCGGCGAACGUUGGAUAGGUACGGCUGUGAUGUGAUACUCGUAUGUACGGCUAUUGCUCGUCGUUUGCCCGGUCAUAGAGUGUGCCUUACGCACUGUGUUUCGUGUUUAAUACUUCGAGAUCGACGUACUCCGUGCGGUUUUUUUUGCUUUUCGCUCCUCGAUUUAUAAUAUCUUUUUUUCAUCGGUUUUCAAUAUCCACUUUUCCAUUACGCGAAAUGUCCUUUAGAAAAAUGCCUAAUAAUGCACCCACUCGGUUCGUGUCGUGUAAUAAUUCGUCAACUCACUUGUUAGGUACCUGUACACUGUUUGUCCGAAUAAUAAUCCGAAAAAAUUAAUCGGUGCGAGAUUGUCGACGACUGCUCAAUAAUGUGAAAACACACGAUAAUAUGCGUUUGCGCGUGUAAUUAAUUUAUUGUUGGGAAACGAUUGCUGGGUAUAUAUGGGUAGGUGAAUUAUUAAGUAUAUCGAGUAUCUUUACUAUCUCUAUUCAAACGCAUUCAAAUUAUAAAUCAAUUUUAUUGCGGAUAAUGGAUGUGGAAUAUCGAAUAGGUGCCUAUUAUUGAUAAAGCCGUGACUCACGGGAAUGAUAAGAUUAUGAAACGUUACCUAAUUUGGUUUGUAUAUUCGAAAUUCAAACGAUGCCGUUUCAAUGUCUCGAGCAGUAAUAUUUCAUUUCACACGCCUACCUAUCCUACUUAUUGGUUACCCGUGUAAUGUUGUUGGUAUGAUAGUAAGGAGAUAUUAUUGUAAAGGAGAAGAGUGUACCCACAUAAUAAUGCCGUGUGUGCCCAGUAAAAUUAUGUUCUAAGACUAUAAUAAUAAUAUUACAACAAUUAAAUUUUUCAAAUUUCCGACUGUUAGGAAUGGUGAAAUUCGUUAUCGAUUUCAGUUGAAUUUUACCAGCUAAAUUUUUUUAAAUUUCUUUGAAUCUUUUUAUUUGAAAUACUUAUGCAUUUAUUGGUUAUUAAAUGUGUGCUUUGUAAAAGAGUAUCCAUUCAAAAUAGAUGUUUAGAUAAGUAUUUAAUUUAAAACAUAAAAUACUUUUACCAUUAAUUAAUGCCUAUACUUCUAUUAUAUUCAAAAAUAUUACUAAAAGCUUUAAACUUUUUAACCUAACUUCUAAAUUAUACUGUACACUAUGUACGCCAGUAUGAUAAGAUAUUUCUUGAUAAUUGGUAAAAUAAUUUCAUUGUAUUUUGUAUAAAAAGAAUUAUAAAUAAAAAAAGAGGAUUUCCUUAAUAUAAUGAUUUUUUUUUUUGCCAUGAAACUAUAAGGAAGCCAUAGGCAUUUAAAAUUGUUUGUCAUAAUAUUGUAAAAACAACAAUUAGUUUUAAAACAAAAAAAAUAUACUUUAAAUUAUUUUUAAAUGUACAAUUUUUUAUUUAAUUAAUUUUUUUUUUUUAUUUAUAAUUUAGCAAUGGAAUUUUUGAAGAAAGUCAGUAUUUAAACUUUGCAUUUCAUAUAGGUACCUAUGUUUAAUGUUUAUUUUAAUGUUUAUAUAGUUUUUGGAUUUAAAAUGUUUAAAAACCAAUAUAUUUAUUAGGUAAAUAAUUAAUGGUGGUUAGUUUUAUGUUUAAUUGUGAUAAAUUAAGUAUUUCAGAUUGCUGUUCAAAUUCUUCAUUUCUCUGUCAGAUUAAAUAUGUUGAAGGUUACCAAUCUAGUAUGCUCUUUAUUUGUGCAAAAGUAUUUUUAUUUUUAGUGAAAAGUAGGUAUUACCUGCAAUGCUACUAUUGAGUUGAAUACUGUAGGUAUUAUGCCCGCUAUAAUAUAAACAUAUAUUAUUAAAAUACCACAAAUGAUAAUAUUAUUAAAUGGUGUAUAAAGUAAAGCAUAAAGUAUAUACAAUUAAAAUAAUAUUAGUUAUGUAUAAACAAGAUAAUAUAUUUUUGUGUAAACAGUCGGGGUUUUGAACAAAUAUUAUAAUUUUUAUAGUAUAUUGUUGAGUUUUUUCUAACUGCCAUUUUUAUUCAACCAUCAAUUUAGAUAAUAAUAAUAAAAAAUAAACUCGAGUGCAUUUAUUGAGAUUAAAAAGGUUAGUAGUUUUAACAAGGUGUUAAUCAAAGGACAAUCAAGCGGAUGGACUGGUUAAAUAGUUGUGAUCCCCUUAAUAGAAUGUCCGGUCUAUCACAAUUGUCAUUUUAAAUAUGUGUAAUUGAUCUUUAUAAGCCAUUCAACUUGUCCAUAUGUUAUAAAAUAUUAAUAUUAAGUACACAAUUUAUUAAAUAUUUAUCAAACAAAUAGGUAUCUAAUAAGUUAUAAUUAGAAUUUAUUUUCUCAGUCAUAUCUAUGUGUGUGUCAACAAUGGUUUAAGAUAACAUUUGAGAACAUAAAAACUAUGAUUUAUAAUAUUAUCUAUAUAGUAUUAUAAUAGGUAUAUGUAUUAUGUUUACAGGUUGUUAAAUCUGUAGCAGCCUUUGGUUUCAUGGAUUUGUCGUUAGACAGCAGUGAAUUUUGCCAGGCACAACACAACAAAUUGGAUGUGAAUGCAUAUUAA